AAACAGUCUACAGGUUACAGGCAGCACUUCAGUCGAGACCUCAAGGAAGCGAGAUAUCAAAAUGCUUCCUCUGUCUCUUCUCAAUGCCACUCAGGGCAAGCCCAUGCUCGUCGAGCUCAAGUCCGGCGAGACGUACAACGGACACAUGGUCGAUUGCGAUACCUUUAUGAACGUCACGCUGAGAGAUGUCUACCUGACGAGCCCGGACGGCGAAAAGUUUUGGAAGUUGAAGGAAGUCUAUAUCCGGGGGAAUGUGAUAAAGUACCUCCGUGUAGCAGACCAGAUCCUCGAUCAAGUACAAGAAGACCAGCUGAAAUACCGAGAACAAGCUCGGGGCGGAAACGGACCUAACAGGGGUGGACGGGGAGGACGAGGCGGAUUCAACAACUCUGAUCGGGGCGGUCGAGGACGGGGCCAGUAAAAAGCCUAUCCCGGCCCAUUAUUCUAUGGAUUGUGACAAGGAGA
Filobasidium floriforme is the source of this 465-nucleotide messenger RNA. RefSeq lists its product as uncharacterized. Gene Ontology annotation, cellular component: spliceosomal tri-snRNP complex; U6 snRNP; P-body. The coding region runs from base 62 to 421 and encodes 119 amino acids. The transcript has 6 exons. The record is from RefSeq and is a predicted model, not a curated record. Gene Ontology annotation, molecular function: U6 snRNA binding. Gene Ontology annotation, biological process: P-body assembly; nuclear-transcribed mRNA catabolic process; spliceosomal snRNP assembly. NCBI's taxonomy places the organism in Eukaryota, Fungi, Basidiomycota, Tremellomycetes, Filobasidiales, Filobasidiaceae.